CAUUCAUGUAUAUUAAUGUGAUUUCUAAAUCUUAAUAUCGACCAGGUGUUAGGCAAUGGCUGGGGACGUAGCAAGAGCUUCGACUCAACCACGUCUUCUCUUGUGGCAACGGCGCCUCGUCGGACUAAACCCGGGUUACGUUUCGUCCAAGCAGAGAACAAGAUGCGGCUCCCAAUCAGCUGGACAGAAGUUUUCCUUCUUUCUCUGGCAACUGUGCUUUGGAUUGACUGCAUGAGGCUAAGCAAUGAUAAAGUGAUCUCAUGCAGACUUCAGAAUCAAGAGAGAAAUGACACAAUCUUUGACUUGAAGAUGGACAUCUCACAGCUAAACCUUAGACUGAAGACUAUGAGAUGGCACCGAGUUUUAUUCAAGAGCGAGGCUGAUAAAUACACCAACCUUCUUGAGAUAAAAGGAAAAUUGCUGGUUCAGAUUGCGACGUUGCAGAAAGCCAAGAGAGAUGCAGAGCAAGGCAACUUCUAGUAAAUGAUAGGUACAAGGAGCAUAAUUAUGUGCGAGCCUUCAGUUCAAGAUGGCGCCCGCAAACACACGCCGAGCCAGGCUCCACGUGGCUUCCAAACCCAGCGCUCCGGCGGGAACCAAGAGGACAAUUAUGGUUGACCCAAGAUGACCUCAGAUCGCAACCAGACGCCCCCCCCCCUCCUGGGAACUAGCUGUUCUUUCACUUGUGUUGUGCUCUUUCAAGAAUAAAAUGUUAAGCCGUA
Penaeus monodon (black tiger shrimp) is the source of this 722-nucleotide messenger RNA. RefSeq lists its product as uncharacterized. The record is from RefSeq and is a predicted model, not a curated record. NCBI's taxonomy places the organism in Eukaryota, Metazoa, Arthropoda, Malacostraca, Decapoda, Penaeidae. Bases 163 to 480 code for a protein of 105 amino acids. The transcript is spliced from 6 exons.